GCUUUGGGCACGCUUGUUUUGGUUUACGUUGAUGGCAAGCGAGUGAACUUGUUUUUAUUACCAGUCGAAUGUUAGGGAAAGAGCAUCAAAUUAUUUUCAUACGAGAGAAGCGAAAUAUAUACGGAAGGAAGCUUCGAUUAAGCGUAAUACAACACACUGCAACAGAUUUGUGCUUUGAAUACAUAUUAAGUGAUUUGAGUGGAGCCAGUAAAAAUCAAGUACUCCUUACAACCGUAAUAGUGUUAGUACUACUCACCGAAUGUCAUUUUCAUCUUGAUAUUUGCUUCGUCGUCGCACUAUGGCUGGCAUUAAUCAGCCUUAUUUUUAAUUUACUAUGGAGUGUAACAUCUGAGGCUCUACUGGCUGUUGGUUCAUUUGGAUUACAACUCACAACCACAUAUAGAUGUGGCCAUGAGACGACACAUUUUAUUCCUUGGUGUGCUGUCGGAGAUAUUGUCAUCAACGAAGCUAUAACACUGCAAAGGGUCAUUUUUUAUCUUGCAAUUCUGCCAAAACCACUUAAGGACUCAGAGGUUUCUGAAAUAAUACCUCUUUUUCAAAAUACGAGACCACCACUUGAACUUCUGGAAUUUAUAUAUAAAAGUAUUCAGAAAAUAAUAUCAGAUUCUUAAGAACUCUAAAAUGAUUCGGAAGGACUUGCGUGUGUCGGGAA
This is a messenger RNA of Schistocerca gregaria, 673 nucleotides long. Its product is annotated as phosphatidylinositol N-acetylglucosaminyltransferase subunit H-like. Gene Ontology annotation, cellular component: glycosylphosphatidylinositol-N-acetylglucosaminyltransferase (GPI-GnT) complex. Gene Ontology annotation, biological process: GPI anchor biosynthetic process. The transcript has 4 exons. The record is from RefSeq and is a predicted model, not a curated record. NCBI's taxonomy places the organism in Eukaryota, Metazoa, Arthropoda, Insecta, Orthoptera, Acrididae. Bases 69 to 632 code for a protein of 187 amino acids.